This is a messenger RNA of Dalotia coriaria, 5514 nucleotides long. RefSeq names its product focal adhesion kinase 1-like. Gene Ontology annotation, cellular component: cytoskeleton; focal adhesion. NCBI's taxonomy places the organism in Eukaryota, Metazoa, Arthropoda, Insecta, Coleoptera, Staphylinidae. The record is from RefSeq and is a predicted model, not a curated record. Gene Ontology annotation, molecular function: protein tyrosine kinase activity; ATP binding. Gene Ontology annotation, biological process: protein phosphorylation; signal complex assembly. The coding region runs from base 913 to 5064 and encodes 1383 amino acids. The transcript has 10 exons.
UUUAGCCUCGCUAGAUUUCUUGAUCUUCUCACUGCGCGCGAAUUAAUCGUUCGGUUAUGUUAUGAAUCAGACUCCGCAGACACAAUCCGUAGUCGCGCUCGAACCACCGUCGUGAGUGCCGCUUAAAAGCGCAAAAACGUGCAUCGCACGCCUUUUCCAUUCACUCCGAUGAGAUGAGCAAGUACUCAUGACAUUUACCACGCGAUAAAGCUCGUAAUCGCACCUCGAAAGUGCAAAUCAGUAUAAAAUAAAAUAGUGCGAAGAAAACUCUAACAGUACUUAACUUAUCAAGUGAUGCGAAUACAGUUUUAUCAUAUUUUUAUUCAGAAAAGUGUGUGAAUCCUGUCAGCGUGGUUAUAGAUUGUGAGAAACUCAGUGUAUUGUUAAGAUUUAUAAAUGCAGUGAUUGUUGCGAAGCAGACGCAGCGAAGAAAUAAAAGUUUAUUAAAAUUCAUAGGUGAUCGUUUCCUGUCUCUUGCUGCUUUUUUCGUUUUUCUUCACGACUAAAAGCGUGUGUAUAAAAUUGGUGGCUUCGAAGAUAUUUUUGGAAAAGUUGUGCAUACAAUUAAUUUUAUAAAUUCCAAUCGGAUUGAAAUACACUUUCGUAAUGUUGCGUUGCGUCGUUGCGGCUGCUCCUAGCCGGAUCGAGUUCUUUCUUGCUCGAUUGACGUCGUCGCGGCCUAGCCGCCUACGCGCACACCUUUUCUAAAUUCAUUGCUACCGAGUUCGAGUCUUAUUACUACAUUUGAACACGGUGUGAUUAAGUCACAAACGAAAAAGUCUAUGGAUAAAUAUUGUGAAACACUCUUGAAGUGUGAUUAUUAAACUAUGAUGUUUUUAAAAACAAUAAAUCAUCAAAUUUUACCUUUAUACAUAUCAAAGUGAAGUAAAUCAAGUGUAAAAAUACAUUAUUAUGUUGGAUCUUGUACGAAGGAAUAGUGGCAGAUCGAAAUUACGACCGCAAAGUUUAUUACAAAAGAAGGAUACAACAAACGGCGAUUGUCAAGAUGGCCGCUUGUACCAAGCGCAUCCUGUCACGUGCGCUAGCCACACGUGGAAGUUUCUACGUGUUCGGCCCAAGUCGCUUAGUGAUGUUGUUUCUUCGUCGUCCCCCGUGAGCGGCGGUUCACCGACGCGGUAUUCGCCGCUCGCCCGCAGGACAAUGGACAGUCCGCGCGACUCGCCGCAGCAUCAUCAUCUCCAAGCACAAUCCAACGACAAGGCUACCCUCAAGGUGCACCUGCCAAAUGGUGGCUUCAAUGUGGUGAAAUACGGCGACAAUAUCGACAUUAAAGGCAUAAUUUCGCUCUGCACUGAUCGUCUGUCCAACGAUGCGCGUUAUUUCAAAGGACUGUAUGGCAUGCGACUGGUGCACCCCGCCUCCGGGCACACUUUCUGGCUGCAUCAGAACACGUCAAUGCAGCACAUUCAAGAAACGCAUCUCAAACGCCACCCAGCAGCCGAGUGGCGCUUUGAACUGCGCCUUCGUUACCUCCCUGAUAAUCUCCACCAGCUGUAUGAAAAGGAUCGUACGACUUUCUCGUUUUACUUCGACCAGGUGCGCGCCGACUAUCUCAACUCCAACCUUAACGUUGAGCAGGACAUUGCGCUGCAACUCUGCUGCCUGCAGAUACGUUACUUCUACAAGGAGACCCCUUCAAGCGCACUCGAAAAAAAGUCCUACCUUGAAUACCUUGAGCGCGAGGAGGGUAUGAAUAAGUUCAUACCGAGACAUGUUCUUGAUACAAUUAAACCCAAAGCGUUGAGGAAAUCAAUACAAGCAUGUUUUAAGAAGUUUAGUCACAUGACUGAGAUUGACUGCAUGUUUAAAUUCUUUGAGAUGCUGCGGAUUUAUAUGGAUUUUGAUCAUGAGCGGUUUUCGGUGGAAAUGGGGAAUAUGUGGCAUGUGCCGAUUGAGUUGGUGAUUGGGCCGAACAGUGGCGUCACGUACUCGGUGUUACAGAACGGUAAUGCUAAUAUGGUCAAAGUGGGAGACUUUGACGCGAUCAGCGCGAUCGAAACGCUAGUCAAUGAAUGUGAUAAGAACAGCAAGGCGACGCUACAGCUGCGCAUUGAUGGGGCCGACGAGGCGUUUACUAUAACGUGCGCGAACGUGGAAGUGACUGAAAGUAUCGCGGAUUUAAUCGAUGGGUACUGCCGGUUACACCAUGGACGUCCGAAUUCUAUUUGGACUAAAAGAGUCGCGCAGUCGUCAGGAGGAAAACAGAAAGCGCACAAGCGCGACGGAGCCAAAGAAUCAUCGCGGACCGGCAAAGCGAUGCUUUCCGAGGAUUACGCGGAAAUUGUUGAUGAGGAGGGUGAUUAUUCAACACCUGCAACUCGUGAUUAUGUGCUCAUACGAGAACAAAUUGAACUGAUGGACAUUUUGGGUGAGGGACAAUUCGGAGAUGUUCACAAAGGAAUCUACAAGUACAAAGAUGGCACACAAAUUGCUGUGGCGGUAAAAACUUGCAAAGGUGACGCCGAGGCAACGGAAAAGUUCCUGGAAGAAGCAUAUAUAAUGCAAAAGUUUGAUCACCAACACAUUAUAAAACUAAUUGGCGUUUGCUCUGACUCUCCCGUAUGGAUUGUCAUGGAGCUGGCGAAGUUAGGCGAGUUGCGCGCUUAUCUUCAGAAUAACAAAGAUAAACUAGAACUAGAGACGCUCAUUCAAUUUACAUUCCAAUUGUCGACGGCGCUCAGCUACUUGGAGUCGAAGAAGUAUGUACAUCGCGACAUUGCCGCGCGUAAUGUACUAGUCAGUUCGACGACAUGUGUAAAGUUGGCCGAUUUUGGUCUAUCCCGUUCGAUGGGCGACAAUCAAAGUUACUAUAAAGCCAGCAAAGGAAAACUGCCUAUCAAGUGGAUGAGUCCCGAGAGUAUUAACUACAGGAGGUUUACUACUGCCAGUGAUGUUUGGAUGUUUGGUGUAUGCAUGUGGGAAAUCAUGAUGUUGGGUGUCAAACCGUUUCAAAACGUGAAGAAUAACGAUGUCAUUGCAAAAAUUGAAAAUGGUGAACGGCUACCACUGCCUGCUGGUUGUCCCCCAAGGUUGUAUUCACUGAUGUCACAAUGUUGGAGUGAAGAACCAAGCAAGAGACCAAUGUUUAAGGAAAUUAGAGAGAUUUUAAAUGAGAUUCUACGCGACGAAAAGUCCGCCGCUCAAAUGACACUAAAACGUGAACAACGACGAGUUGCGGGAAUGUCCUGGGGUUUCACUGACGACGCAGCUCCACCACCAAAACCAUCUCGGCAUCCACUGCAAGGCGUCGAUUCGAACUCGAUUGCGUCCUUUUCCGCUACGGCCACUCCGCAGACGUACAUCAUAGCACAGAAUCCGGCUGUUCUUGCGCAACUUAUGAAGGAAAACGAAGGACGUAGCGUCACGCCUGCAGCAUACACCACACCAGCUUCGGUAUUUAACACUGUUGCUGUAGACUUCGAUAAAGACGAACAAAUUCCCGAAGCAGCUCCUGUCCUAUCCUUGAAAACUAUUCCUAUUCCUGUGGAUAAACUUCACAAGUUAGAUCCAGAAUGUUCCGAAACCGCAGCCGGGGAACAACCGAUGAAAUCGAAGUUUGGGACAUUGGAACGUACGCCGUCGCGCAGCAGUGGUGGCGGUGUCGGGACACCGCUGAUGGGAUCCCUCGAGCGCGUCACCAAACAGAAAGCGAACUCCUUGGAGCGUCACACGUCGCUCGCGAACAGUUCGCAUAAUAGUAUUGAUAAGUUGUGUAGUUUACCACCAAGUUCAGGUGUUUUUAGUCCAAAGAUGGGUUCACUUGAGCGACGUGGGUCACCCAAAUGUAGUUCUCUUGAACGUGGUACCGUAUUAGGUGAAGUUAUGCAUCAACGUAGUUUUGAUUCUCCUCUGGCUCAAAACUACGGUAAUGUGGGUAAUGUAGGCGCGCUUGAGGAGUCUAUCUAUGACUUUGGAGGCGUCGACGUGAAAAGUUGUGCUUAUAAACAACCGUACUAUCAACAACAACAGCAACACCAGCAACAACGUCAGCAGCAGUAUCCUUGCGUCAUUGAUCCAUCAAUGACUAGUUUAGACAUGAACUACAAAUCGCAAUUGAACGCUCAAUUGUUGGAACAAAGAUUGCUGCAACAACAGAAAGAAUCUGAAGAAGAUUCUCGUUGGUUGGCGGAAUCUGAGACAAAUUUAAAAAAACGGUUGAGCGUAAUUGCACCAGAAUCUGCAGAACAAUUAUCUGAAACAUCGCAGUAUCUAACGGCAUCAGUGCCGAAUAGUCCGUCCUCACUGCAUCACUCUCAAUCUUCGCAGCUCUCUUCUAGUCUUGCUAACAUGUCGAUGAACGGCAGCGGCAGCUGCGGACCGAAAAGUCUUUCUCCCGCGAAUAGUACUACGUCAACAUCGACACUCACAGAUCGUGAAGAUCCGGACAUACAACGUAGAUCACAAAAGGCGACGGCGGAACUUGAUCGUACUAAUGAUUCAGUGUACGAUUGUACAACUCAGGUUGUGAAGGCGGUAAUGUCUCUCAGCCAAGGUGUGCAACAGGCCCAGGCGGAUUUAUACCUUGAGUUUGUCAAGAAAGUCGGCUUGGAUUUGCGUGCUCUGCUAGCCAGUGUUGAUUCCAUCAUCAUGGCAUUUCCACCGUGUGUUCAUCGUGAAGUUGAGAUGGCACACAAGGUGCUCUCUAAGGACAUGUCCGAACUAGUCAACGCGAUGAAACUUGCUUUGGUAUAUCGUAACACUACGUUGGAUGCAGAACAAAGAAAAGGGAUGUUGAGUGCUGCACACAUAUUAGCCAUGGACUCGAAAAAUCUCUUAGAUGUAGUCGACGCCAUUCGACUACGGUACCCUCACAUAGACCCCUUCGUAUGCACUGCCGGCGGCGGCAACUCACACUCCUACGGAUCUGACGAACUCCAGCACUUGCAAGAUGAAGAUGACUUGGUUAAUAAGUUACCGCCGCCGGUGUCCUGUUCAUUUGUCCAGACGCCAGCGUACGCGCGUGGUGUUUCCAACGCCGCCCCAAAACCGGCGAUGACGGCAACAAAUACGCCACCCGUCACCCCUACCGAAGUGGAUAGUUAGAUAGCUAAAGGUCUGCGAGAUACGUUUUACUCGAUAGUAGUUAGGUGUAUUUAUUACGAUGUCUUGACGGAUUUGCCCACUGAUAGACAAUUGCUUUAUCAUCAUCAUCCUCUUGUGACUUGAAUAAUGAGAUUUUACGAAUUUUACAAAUUUGUACGCUUGAUGUGCGUUUUAUCAAAACAUUGUCGCAUAGAAACGUAUUGCAACUUGUUAUCCCAUCGCAAAAUUAUCAAAUCAUAGAAAUAUUUAUUUAAUAAUGUGUAAUGUUACAAUUAUUAUGUGGAUAGACGAUAGGAUAUAUUUUUCGGGUGCGUAGGAUGGACAACGAAGGUGUGCUCCCGAGCGACGUAUGUAUUGUAUGCUCAUUCCAGUUUUGACUUGCGUGUUAUUUGCAUUUUUUGUUUUGUAUGUAAAGAAAAAAUAUAUGAGAGAGAAUGUAACAACUUUGAA